AUGUUGACUUUGCUCACCUGGCUGAGUGAGAAUCUGAAUCUGAACAUCGCUGGGGAAACCCAGAAUCAAGUCACUGGAUCAAUACUUGCUCAAUACCCAUUGUCAAGGCCUCAAAGGCACAAAUGUAUGGUUUAUCAUCCACUCUCCCCUGGGAUGAUGGUGGGGCUGCUGGGUGUGUGUGUUGGGUCGGGGGGUACUUCCAAGAGCACCUGCCUAGAAUUUGUCCUUGAGUGUGUCUGGUGGCUUAGGGGUAAAGAACCCACCUCCCAAUGCGGGACACCCAGGUUCAAUCCCUGGGUUGGGAAAAUCCUCUGGAGAAGGAAAUGGCAACCCAUUCCAGUAUUCUUGCCUGAAGAAUCUCAUGGACAGAGGAGCCUGGCGGCCUACAGUUCAUGGGGUCGCAGAGUCAGACACAACUUAGCAACUAAACUGCAGUGUCCUUUUCAGAGAGGGAUAUAUCAGAGCUUUGUUGUUAUUUAUCAAGAAGAUUGA
This is a messenger RNA of Rangifer tarandus platyrhynchus (Svalbard reindeer), 492 nucleotides long. The record is from the annotation of a GenBank genome assembly. Lineage: Eukaryota; Metazoa; Chordata; Mammalia; Artiodactyla; Cervidae.